AUGAACAACGGGCCCCUCCCAACCCGCAUCGUCUUCCUCUCGGACCUACCCACUCAAGCUCACGGCACCAAAGUCCGUUUCCUGGGCUGCGUAACGCGAUACACCUUCUCCACUGGUGUACUAGAAGUACAGCAUGCCUAUCAUCUUCCUCCAAACCAACCCACUGUUGCUUUGGUGGACGUCAAUGUGAUUUUGGAAGGCUUGGAGAGAGAAGACACGCAAGUGGGGGCUUGGGUCAAUGUUCUGGGCUACGUGGAGGAGGUGCUGGAGGAGGGGAAGAGAAAACGAGGGCAAGGGAAGGGGAAGACGGGGUUAGCAAAGAGGAAGGGGGACAGGAUACGGGAAGGGCCAAGAGCGGGGAGAGCGAGGGUGCGGGCGGUUAUGCUAUGGAGCGCAGGGGGAGUGAAGAUUGGGGAGUAUGAGAGGACUCUGGAGGAGAGGCUGAAACUGGACAAGGGAUCUCGAGAGGGUGGUGCUUAA
Molecule: messenger RNA, 480 nt
Organism: Letharia columbiana
Lineage: Eukaryota; Fungi; Ascomycota; Lecanoromycetes; Lecanorales; Parmeliaceae
Exons: 1
Coding region: 1-480 (159 amino acids)
Biological process (GO): telomere capping
Cellular component (GO): CST complex
Molecular function (GO): single-stranded telomeric DNA binding
Source: RefSeq, a predicted model, not a curated record